This is a messenger RNA of Eucalyptus grandis, 1569 nucleotides long. RefSeq lists its product as uncharacterized. Gene Ontology annotation, molecular function: DNA binding. The record is from RefSeq and is a predicted model, not a curated record. Lineage: Eukaryota; Viridiplantae; Streptophyta; Magnoliopsida; Myrtales; Myrtaceae. The coding region runs from base 1 to 1569 and encodes 522 amino acids. The transcript has 2 exons.
AUGGUUAGAAAGAGAGAUCAAUUUUGGGAUCAUGCAAAGCAAGAAGAUGGCAAAUUUACGUGCAAUUUCUGCCACAAAACAUUUCCCGGCGGUGUUUCAAGACUUAAGUCGCAUUUAUCUGGGAUUAGAGGUGGUGGUAUAGACAUAUGCACCGAGGUCUCUGAAGAUGUUCGAGGUGCCGCUGCUGAAGCAAUUUCUGCUAAUCCUCACAAGAGAGCCAAGGCUGAAGCCCUUUCAGUUAAGACCGAGGAGACUUUGCCAAAAAUGCUUAUCAGUAAGGAUGGCGUUAUGCCGGAUCAAUUGCUCGCUAAGUUCAUCCUCUUUAAUGGUGUUGAUGUCAACAUUGUGCAGAGGCCAUCCUUCAUUGACUUUGUGAAUGCUGUGGCUAAACAUGGCUCUCAUUAUAAGUUGCCAUGUUGUUCGGUUGUCAAAACAAAGUUAGUGCCUGAUUUGCAAAAGGAAAUUGGAGAGUAUGUGGCAAAUGUGAAGAAAUCAUGGGUUAGAACUGGCUGCACGCUCAUCAAUAAUGUUUGGCAGGGUGAGAAGAGAUCCUUCAUGUAUAUCUUUGCUUAUUCAAUUGAAGGGGUGGUCCUAUUGAAUGCGUUGGAAAUCCCCAGUGAUGAGUCAACCUUAGAUUUGGUGGACGAGAUUUCAUAUUUUGUCACUCAAGAAAUUGGGGCCAACAACGCCGUGCAGCACAUAGCCGGAAAUGAUAAAUAUUUUUUUGAAAGUAUGCCAAAUGACGACGAUCCCUAUGUGUACAAGACUACAUGCGUUGCCUAUAAAACACAACAUUUGUUCAAGAAAAUAUAUGAAGAUAUAUUAUGGAUUCGAAACGCAUUUGAUCAAGCAAGAGCAGUUGUCACUCAAGAGCAUGACGGCGUCUUAUCAUCGAUGAAGCAGUUCACAGACUACGUAGGGUUGCAACAAUCAUCAAUGAUAGAAUUUUACUCUGACUAUUAUAUGCUUCAAUCAAUCAUGAGACUUGAAACUGAACUGCGAUUUUUUGUUUCAUCACCCGAGUGGCUUUCGUUGGGUUUUGAAAAGGAUGAAUCAGGCAUAGAAGUGGGUGAAAUCAUUCGCAGUUCUGAAUUUUGGAGUGAAGGGAGAGAAGUCUUGCGUGCUCUGGAACCAAUAUUUCGAGUACUCUGUCUAGUUGAUGGCUACAGCGCUACUUUUGGGUUCUUGUAUGCAGCUGUGGAAAUGGCAGAUGAGGCUAUUAGACAAAUAUAUGAGACUAAUGUUCCUAAAUAUCAGACUUUAUGGGAGAUGUUCGAGGUUUGGCGGGAUGAUAUUAGUCAUCCAUUAUAUGCUGCUGCUGCUUUUCUCAACCCUGCUUACAUGUGUGGCAAGAAGUUCAUAGAAAAUGAUGCGAUGAAAGAUGGCAUGGAUUUCAUGUUGAAAAUAUUGGUAGGUGUUGAAGAAAAGGAAAAUUUUAAGGAAGAAAUGCUUUGCUAUCGUGACAAACUGCCAAACUUGUUCGCAAAGACAGUGUUACGAACAUCUCACCCCUUGUUGCAUAUGAAGGUGACUGGUGGAACUCUUGCGGUUAUGUCCUUCCUGUAUUGA